Loa loa (African eye worm) is the source of this 444-nucleotide messenger RNA. RefSeq lists its product as hypothetical. The record is from RefSeq and is a predicted model, not a curated record. Bases 1 to 444 code for a protein of 147 amino acids. Lineage: Eukaryota; Metazoa; Nematoda; Chromadorea; Rhabditida; Onchocercidae. The transcript has 4 exons.
AUGAAUUUUCCAAUCAUUGCAUAUUUACUUAUUAUUGCCAAUUUAUUGCAUUCUGUACAAUGCCUUCAAUGCUAUGAAAGUGUUGGAAACAUUUCUUUUCCAAAGAUUUGUUCGCCAAAACAAAAAGAACAUGAAAUGUGUUUUGCUUCUAAAAUUGGAGUUGAAGGACUUUGUGUCAGAGGAUGUUCCUUCGAAACUCUCCAUUAUGGUUCAUAUGAAUAUAGCUUAAAUUGUUCCGAUGCAAUAUGCAUGAAAGAUUUAGGAUGUUGUUGUAAAGGUAAUCUUUGCAACAGUCAAUGUUCCAAUGAAGCAGCAACGAUCGGAUACUGUACACUUUUGGUUCUGCAGUGUUAUAUAUUUGGAAAACAUCAAAGCAAGAACCGGAAUAAUUUUAAGCAAGAACCGGAUUUAAUACCUACAAAUAUACAAGUAUCAUCAAACUAA